AGGAAUAGCAAAGCCAUGGUUGAUAUUACUAGUAUUUGUAUGGAAACAUCCUCAGGUAGUGUAGAUUUUGAUUUGUUAGAAUUAUUACGGGGGCCGGGGGAGGGACUGGAUUUGUUCAAAUUAUAUUCCCCUGGCUUCCUUUUAAAGAUCAAAAUGGAAAACACAUGCAACAACUGUGGAAUUCAAAGAGAGGGAAUGCAGAAGUGUGGACGAUGCCACUUGACGUACUACUGCAGUAAAGAGUGCCAGAAAAGGGACUGGAAAACGAACCACAAAACACAGUGUGAUGACCUGAAGAAUGCUAGAGAUACGGAGAUAAACGAUAGAAAGGGUAAUUCCUCUUCUAGUGGAUUUCUUAAACAGUCAUUGAGAGAUUCGACUGAUCUUCCUUCGAGUGCAUUGUGUAUGUUUUGUGGAACUAGUUCAGGACAACUCAAGAAAUGCGGACGUUGCCUGACUGUCAGCUAUUGCUCGAAAUCAUGUCAAACGCAAGACUGGCCCGACCAUAAAACCGUUUGCAAAAAUAAGGACAUUGUUGACGUUAUACAGACCGAUGGGUACAAGGAACAGUUGAAGAAAUCAAAAUCAGACAGAAUUCUUUCGCAAGCGACCCAGGGCCGUAAUAGUUUUACUGCUUUUGAUAAUGGAGACCAAGUGAUGUUUGGACCCUCAACAAUGUUCAGAACGGAUUCCGCCGAUCUUUCUCUGCGAAAGUCAACAACAAAAGACCUUAGAAGACAGGCAAAGAUAUACGUUGAACGAAAGUUUCCCAUGCAGUACAUUAUUGACGAUAUUGAAGAAAUACCCCAUGAGCUUCCUUUGAGUUUUGGUAAUGCAAGAGUGUCCUUCGUGGGGUUUAUUUCCAGAUACCACCACUAUAGAGGGCGCCACUGUGUGUAUAUACAGGAUGGAAAUAAUACUGAGAUAUACGUCGGAUUUUACCUUGAUUACGAUAAUCCCUAUCCGUAUUUUACCUGGGGAGAUGUUCGCCCUGGCAAGUUCAUCUGUCUCCACAAUCCCAGAAUUCACUUCUUUCUGGAUGGAUCUGUCGGUAUCCGCGUUAAUGAAAGCAGCGAGGCCUUCUUUUUCGACGUCUGAAUUCCUUGACUCUUUGAUUAGGCUUAAUACUUCAUUUUAAAAAUACAUAACUGAAUGUACUCUUUCAUGUCUGGUUGUGACGUUUUCUUUAAAACAUGUUUGUUAAAGUAAUUAAUGUUUUUGAUUCUGAUGCUAUUAUUUAACAGUCUUUAUUGAUUACAUGUAUGCAAAACAUCCAGGAAUAAAAUUGAAAAACAAAUACGUGAUUCAUUUUAUUGCACUUAACUGAUAUUGGUACGAUAAACUUCACCUGAGAUCAUAGGAGUUAUCUAUAUUUUUCAUUCGACAAGAUAUGUAAAAAAUUACAUAUACUAGUGAUUUGAUAUGUGAUUUGAAAAGAACGUUUAGGUUCUUUCUUAAAUAUGUUGUGUUUGAUUACAAUUUUGAAUAAACAUCUGAUAGAAACUUUUCAUUUUCAAAUUGGUGUGAUAUUUAUUAAACUUUCAUUAUUUGUUAGACAUAUGUAUAUGUUUUACAUAAUAUUGAUAUAAAGAGAAAAGUCAUUUAUACGUGUAGUGUACUUUUUGAAUCCUUCAAGGUUCUCAAUUUGAUUUGUUGAAUUUUUGAGUGUAGAGUGUAAGCUAAAUCCACUAUAUAAGAUACACUACAUUCAAAUUACAGAAUCAUAAUAGAAACUUUUAUGCCUCCUAUUUUUCCAAAUGUUAUGAAAAAAGACAAAUGUAUAUUGAAUUUGUAUUUUAUCUAUCAAAAUAAAAGUUUUGAUCAAUUAACAAAAA
This is a messenger RNA of Saccostrea cuccullata (small rock oyster), 1835 nucleotides long. RefSeq lists its product as uncharacterized. The record is from RefSeq and is a predicted model, not a curated record. Lineage: Eukaryota; Metazoa; Mollusca; Bivalvia; Ostreida; Ostreidae. Gene Ontology annotation, biological process: regulation of transcription by RNA polymerase II. The transcript has 3 exons. Gene Ontology annotation, cellular component: nucleus. Gene Ontology annotation, molecular function: DNA-binding transcription factor activity, RNA polymerase II-specific. The coding region runs from base 16 to 1098 and encodes 360 amino acids.